Suillus subalutaceus is the source of this 348-nucleotide messenger RNA. RefSeq lists its product as uncharacterized. Lineage: Eukaryota; Fungi; Basidiomycota; Agaricomycetes; Boletales; Suillaceae. Bases 1 to 348 code for a protein of 115 amino acids. The transcript has 5 exons. The record is from RefSeq and is a predicted model, not a curated record.
AUGACCAUCACUACCACUACUCUACGAAAAUUAUCAGCAAGCGCGUCAGGCAAAGUGGACAACCUUGAUCCGCGUCAUUGGAAAGAUGAUGCAAAAACGGGGAUGUGUGACUUGUACGAAGUUCUUGAUGCUGUCAGUUCCACAUCGACACUGGAUCCAAUGGACUCUGAAGCCAAUCUUGUAAUGGAUCUUGUAAGAGCCAAGCGCGAGGUUCUUGUCGCGCAAAAGUUCAAGUUGACACCACAGGAGAAGAAGUUAGACGAUACCGACAUGGGCUUGGGGAAUCAUCUACACGCUGCCAGUGAAUCUUCGAGGAGCUGUCAUCACCUCACUCUCCGGCUUGAUUAA